Nezara viridula (southern green stink bug) is the source of this 1873-nucleotide messenger RNA. The record is from the annotation of a GenBank genome assembly. NCBI's taxonomy places the organism in Eukaryota, Metazoa, Arthropoda, Insecta, Hemiptera, Pentatomidae.
GAGAGGUUCCUCAAAAGUCAAGGUUAUAUAGCCGAAAGCCGUGGUUUCUAAUUUUGUUUGUAAAUAAGAAGCGUUUCAUUAUCUUAGCUAAAUGUUAAUCUUUUAAAUUUAGCUUCCUUUCCUUAAACGUAAAUGGCAAACAAUCAAGUGUCACCAAUGAUUCUCGUUAGUAAUGCAGUUGAGCCUAUGCAGGUUGAUGCACCUCCUGAAGACAAUGAUAAUACCGAAGAAGAUCCUUAUCUUGUGGAAAAUCCCACCUUAGAUCUUGAAGUUUAUGCUAAUAGUUAUACUGGACUUGCACGGCUAAAUAGACUCACCUAUAUAGCAGAUCACUGCCCUACACUACGGAUAGAAGCAUUAAAAAUGGCUAUAUCAUAUGUCAUGAACACUUAUAAUGUUAAUCUCUAUCAACAGUUGCAUAAAAAACUACAACAAGCUGUUGGAAAUGUGUCAGUACCUGAUGUUGCUGGAUCAUGCCCGCAAGAUAUUCCAGUUUUUGAUCCUUUAUGGGUUGAAAACAAAUCAAAGAAAGCAGCCUUAAAGCUUGAGAAACUUGAUUCAGAUCUUAAGAAUUAUAAAAGUAAUUCUAUAAAAGAAUCAAUACGCCGUGGAAAUGAUGAUUUAGGUGACCAUCAUCUUGACUGUGGUGAUCUGUCUAACGCUCUUAGGUGUUACUCAAGAGCUAGAGAUUAUUGUACUUCAGGCAAACAUGUUGUUAACAUGUGUCUCAAUGUAAUAAAGGUUAGUGUAUACAUACAGAAUUGGUCUCAUGUCCUCAGCUUUGUGAACAAAGCUGAAUCAACACCUGAUUUUUCCGAUUCUCAGGGAAAGGAAAGUAGUCAGCUUAUUCUCGGUAAGCUUAAAUGUGCUGCUGGCCUUGCUGAAUUAGCUACUAAAAAAUACAAACAAGCAGCUAAGCAGUUUCUUCAAGCUAACAUUGAUCAUUGUGAUUUCCCUGAUCUAUUGUCUCCUAAUAAUAUUGCCGUUUAUGGUGGGCUCUGCGCUCUCGCUACCUUUGAUAGAGCUGAUCUUCAGAAGCAUGUAAUCUUUUCAAGUUCAUUUAAAUUAUUCCUAGAACUCGAACCUCAAUUAAGGGAUAUUAUAUUUAAAUUCUAUGAAUCUAAAUAUGCAACAUGUCUUAAAUUACUCGAUGAUAUUAAGGACAAUUUAUAUUUGGAUAUGUACAUAGCUCCUCAUGUGAACACUUUAUAUACACAGAUCAGAAACAGAGCUCUAAUACAGUAUUUCAGCCCCUACCAAUCUGCUGAUAUGGGUAAAAUGGCUCUUGCGCUUAAUACUAGUGUGAGCGCCUUAGAAGAUGAAUUGAUGCAGCUGAUUUUAGAUGGUCAAAUACAAGCAAGAAUAGAUUCCCACAACAAGAUUUUAUAUGCCAAAGAUAUGGAUCAAAGGAGCAGUACUUUUGAAAAAGCUUUGAACAUGGGCAAAGAUUACCAACGCAGGACCAGGAUGUUAAUAUUGCGAGCAGCUUUAUUAAAAGCGCACAUCUCGGUCAAGAGCCCUCAAAGGGAUGUUGGUCAAGGUGCAGGAGAGAUGUCAGUUGCACCAGCAAGUUCCAGGCCUUAGCAUGUUAUUAAAUCUUUUUGUAAUAUUAAAUGUAUAUUUCUUAUGCGCUUUAACUUCAGAUUAUAUAUAGACCCAUAUUUAUAUAAUUAUAAUAAAACCGUGUUUCAAAAGGUUUUUACUUUUAUUUUAUUCUUUACCAAUAAGACAAGGAAAUAUCCUAAUAAAGAAUUUGUAUCUCUGCAGUAUACUUUUUAUUCCUGUGAAUUUAAAAAAGACAAAGCAAUGUGUUAUUAAUUUACCAUUUUCUUGUAUUGUCGUUUCUUAAAAUCUACAAGCCUUAGUGUAAGUG